Messenger RNA from Micropterus dolomieu (smallmouth bass), 4060 nucleotides. RefSeq names its product transmembrane protein 201 (gene tmem201). The record is from RefSeq and is a predicted model, not a curated record. The coding region runs from base 77 to 2050 and encodes 657 amino acids. Gene Ontology annotation, cellular component: nuclear inner membrane. Gene Ontology annotation, biological process: nuclear migration along microtubule. NCBI's taxonomy places the organism in Eukaryota, Metazoa, Chordata, Actinopteri, Centrarchiformes, Centrarchidae. The transcript has 11 exons. Gene Ontology annotation, molecular function: lamin binding; actin filament binding.
GCGUGUUUUGCUGUUCGGUUGGAACCACUACGUUUCUCAUGUUUUGUUCGAUACAUUGCUGAUCAUUUCAGUGGAAAUGGAGGCGUUUAAUCAGCUUCUUUCGGAAUAUCCUGAACUAAUGUACAGUGGAGUUGGAGCUACGGCGUUUGUCGCCGGUGGAGCGCUGAUAUACAAAAUUGCCACCAGAAAGAAGCCGACUUUUGCAAAUGUGAACUGCUGGUUCUGUAAUCAGAACACAGUGGUCCCCUAUGGGAACAGGAACUGCUGGGACUGUCCCAACUGUGACCAGUAUAAUGGCUUCCAGAAGAAUGGGGAUUACAACAAACCCAUCCCGGCUCAGUACAUGGAGCAUCUUAACCAUGGAGUAUCUGGUAGUCUUCCCUCGUCUGAGACACCCAAGACACUGCAAUGGGUCAACUGUCAGAUGCUGCUAUGCAGAAAGUGCAAUAACAACCAAACUGUAAAGAUCAAGCAGUUGGCAUCAUUUAUUCCAAGGGAUGACGAAAACUACGAUGAGGAAAUUGAAGCUUACAAGCACCACCUGGAGCAGACCUAUAAGUUAUGCAGGCCAUGUCAGACAGCAGUGGAGUACUACAUCAAAUAUCAAAACCGUCAACUUCGAACAGUGCUCCUAAACCAUCAGCUGCGACGCAGCCGAGAAUCGGACAAGGGCUUCGUAAAGAGCUCCUACUCUGCGUCUUCUCCCGUGGGGGUCAUACUGUUACGGGCCCUCACCUUCCUCAUAUGUGCUUUCCUAGUUGCUACAUCUUUAAGUGAGUUGAGGGACCAGCCUACUCCGCCUAGUGGCCCACAGACAUUAAGUGGUGGGGUAAUUCCUCCAAAGCCUAACGUCUCCAAUGAAUCCCACCUGAACAACGAAAGCAGUGGAGGCGUGCCUGCAUGGCAGGAUCUGCUGGAGCUGCUCCCAGGCCAGGCCAUUGAAAAUGUCAAGCUGGUGUGGCAGCAUGGAAGGAACAACCGGCUGGCUGUAGUCUCUGUUGGCCUGUUGACAUGUCUCACCGCUAUCUUCUUAGCAGGACCUGUGAGGUUGAGGAGAAUUGAUGCUGUGGCCUCUGUCCUGUGGUUCUUCAUCCUAUGCCUCUACCUGGCUGAGAGCUACUUGACUGGAGCCUUGGGCUGGAUGGACACAGCCAAGCUCAGUGCCAUCUCCCUCUGUUGCCUAGUCAGCUUUGCCGCUGCUAUGGCUACUCGCAAACCACUGGGUCCAAGAAGAGCCAGAUAUCGAAGAUACCUUGCAGGCAACUCUGCAGUCCCCCCCUUCAGCAGCCAUCCUCCUUUGUUCUCUCCUGACCUGGCAGACUCUUUUGUCCCCAUGCCGCCCCCCAACCUCUCCCUGCUCAUCAAACGCCAACAUGGUCCUCGCGAGCGCAAGGCUUCCCCUUCCUCUCUGCCUGGGCGCCUCAGCAGAGCCCUUUGCCUUGGCACCAUCCCCUCCCUAACCAGGACAGAUUCUGGUUACCUGUUUAGCGGAAGCAGACGAGCCUCACAAUAUAAAGACUCCCCGCCCUCUGACUACUUCUCACUGAAGUCUGCGAGCCGCCCAUCAUCUCCGGGCCCCUCUCCGACUCCUUCGGUAGCUGGAUCAGUUACAUCCAGUUCAUGUUCUGCCAGACAGCGGCGUCCCCUCAUCAGUCCUGCUCGCCUCAACAUCAGCGGCCGGAAACUCCGGCUUUUCUCUGCAGAGCCAGAGCCCACACUCAUGUCCCCACCUUUGUCCCCAUCACAUUUUCAUGUAGAGCCAGCCUCUUCAACUUACAGUGGCUGCUUUUCACCUGACACAUCACCCUUCCAGAGCCAAAACGAUUUGAGUUCUUUGUUAAGGGACGGCAGCGUGAUUGAAGAGGAAGAGAAGCGAGGCAGCUCCUCAGAGUCCUCCGCAUGCCUGGUUGGCACUACUACACAGGGGCUGGAGAGCACAACUCCUCCAAAAGGUUUUGUGAAGCGUCUCAUCUGGCCAGGGCUUUUGUUAGUGAGCCUGACCACCAACCUGUUUUUCACCUCCCUCUAUAUGUACCAAACCUGGCGAUGAACUGUUGAUGGGUCUGCUGCUGUUCUCUUGUGACCUGCACAGUGUGAGUCGGCCUCUGGCCCUUCACAACCCUGUCAUGUCUGUAGACUUGGAGGUCAUUCAGCAAUGCCAGAAAACAUCUUUUCUAACAGUUACUUAUUGUUUGCUGAUGCUUGGUGAAAAAACAGAUGUCAGCUGGCAGAUUUUCAACAGCUUACCUCCCACUUUAAUGGAGCUAUGAAAAAACUGUAUGGUCAAAUCAGAAAUCACAUCUCUUUGAAUUUGUGAUUCAUGAUUGCUUGAAAAUGUUUUGGCUUUUUUGAUCUGGCCUUGUUUUGUCUUUUGGUUUGUCAUUGCUCCUCUUACAUGAAGACAGGUGCAUAUGUAAUUGAUUUAAAAAUCUCAAGUGUUGCACUAAUGCAUGAUGGCUUUUUCAAAACCAUUGUGUGAAAUGUGCAAUAAACAUGUACUGUUCAUUCGAUGCUGCUUGGACACAGAGGGCCAUGUCUUACCUGCUUAUACAGAUUGUGAGGAGUGCGUUACUUCUCCCUGCUGAAUAACAUUACUGGUUAUCUACAAUAUCCAAACAUUGGAAAACAUUACGCAGCAUGUUAUGUCUGUGAUGUAUAGUUACAGUUUUGCAUUUAGGAAAUUUGUACAGAUUUUCUCUUUGGAGUCUCAUAAUUUCACUGCACUUGUGUUUGCCACCUACUUUUUAUGUAUAUUCAGCUGGGAACGAGUGGUGUGUCAAACUAUUCAGUUGUGUUAUUUUGAUAUACAGUUUACAGUCCAACAUUUUUAAUAUUAAUGGUCAUUUAUAUCUCAUACCAUCAUUCACUACAGAAAUAGUUCUCUUUCACCAAACCGUUUAAUUUUGUGUUAUCUCUUAAAGAUUACUGUUCACAGGCUGGUGAAUAGUGAGGGGCAAAACUUCAUGCUCAAGUGCAAUAUUUUUUAUUUUAUUUCCAAUCUAUAAAAAAAAUCACAUUCAAAUGUACAUAUUUGCAUACGGAAGGCACAUAUUCAGAUAGAAGUUGUACUCCUAAUUGAGAUUUGAAUUAAUAUAUACAGUAGUUUUCUUACAACUUGAAACAUCACGUUAAAUUGGAAUGAUUUUGCACUUGUUUUGGUUGUGUUGUAUUUUGAAUAUGAGGUUUGAAAUUAUUGUAGUAGAGAUAAGAGCACAGAUGUUUAUUUUGUGUGUGUAUUUGUUGAACAUAUGAGCUACAAAAAGUUGUACAUUUGGACAUGUGUAAGUAAAAAUCACAUGUUAGGCUUUCGGGUGUGUAUUUUCAUUGUUGAAUGACCAUGAGCUUGAUUGUUGGGAGGAAUUACUGGCUUAAGUGGUUUCAGAUCUCAGAUACUUUAUUUGAAUUUGUAGUCAUUUAAAGUGCAUUUGUCAGUUUGUUUGAAGUUGAUAUUUUGAGCCAAAGUACUAAUGAAUGAAAUUAAAGUUUGAAGAAAAAAAGCUUCUGAGAAAACUAAAACUUACUACUGAAAGACAUCUAAAUGACUGGGAAUUGUCUAAUGAUCUAAUGAACUAUCAUUAGACAAUCUUGUAACUAAUAGUAGUUUGUAAAAGUUAUUGUAAUCUUUCAAUACACUGUAAAUACAGGCUGUUGCAUUUGUACCUAAUGUGUAACCUGGCAUGUAUUUCUUCUUUGAAGAAGGCUCAUUCAUUGAAAGAUCAUGUACAUGUUGAAAUGUAAAUGUUCCUUCAGCCAUGUUUAAUUUUUCCUGAAUGAGACUAACCAUCAUUUAUCAGUUAGAUAUAAAAAGAAUUUACUCUUGAAUUUGUAUUUACAGCGUAAUUAAAGUAUGUUGUACUUUUUCUUCGCGCUUCACAUUACCAUUAUGUCAAACCAAGAGUCUGUCUUAAGUUCUCUUUAACAGUUUCACCAAUUGUUAUUCCACUGUGUUCAGAAAUGCAAUUGGUCUGCAAAAGCUGUUUGGACUGUGUGAUUGUAAGGAACAACAUUAGCUUGUUUUAUCUGGACCCAUACAUUUUUAAUAAAGUGUUUUUUGCAAUUA